This is a messenger RNA of Plasmodium berghei ANKA, 777 nucleotides long. Its product is annotated as fam-b protein. Bases 1 to 777 code for a protein of 258 amino acids. The record is from RefSeq and is a predicted model, not a curated record. Lineage: Eukaryota; Apicomplexa; Aconoidasida; Haemosporida; Plasmodiidae. The transcript has a single exon.
AUGCAAGACGCCAGUUUAGACAUAAAUGAUUUUUAUGAUUCAAGUUUGAGCAUUUUGGAUAAGUAUAAUGACGGCAAUUAUGAUGGAGAAGAAAACAUAUAUACUAAACAAAUUAUAAACUUUCACCAAACAAAUUUUGAAUAUAGUGAUACAUCAUCCAAAUUAAAAGAUAUAGAGGAUGUGAGAGAAUUCAUUAAUGAAAUUACGAGCGAGUUAGAAAUAUCGAAAAAAGAAAACGAUAAUAAUAGGGAAUAUGAAAUAGCAGUGGAACAAAAUAUAGACAAAAGGCUAGUAAAAAAGGAUAUAGAUCUCCUUAUAUCAAGUUGUGAAAAUUUAAAAGAACUGAAACAUAGUGAACAUAUCUUGGAUAUAGAUGUUAAUAACUUUGAAAAAAAAUAUAAUGAAGUUAUUUCAGGAAAUAAUUAUAAUAUAGUCAAGUGUAAUUCAAAAUUUGAUGAAACGUUCAAACGUUUAGUGAAGAAUCAUGCAUUACUCUUUCCAGUUGUAUUAUUGUGUUUAAUUUCAGGAGGAUUCGCAAUUCCAUUUGUUAUUUUAUCAGUACAUAAAACGGGAUACACCAUUAAUAAGCUGUUUAAACUCAUAAAGAUACUCAAAAAAAGAUCGAAAUAUAAAAUAAAAAAAUUGAAGACCAAACACGUAAAACAACCAGAGUCAUCUAUUAAAGAGCCCACAGACGGUUCCAACAAUAUAACAUCUGGUCAAGGAACUGAACAUCACCCUUCUGCAAUAAAUGUAAAAGAAGAUAUAUGGAAAUAG